Molecule: messenger RNA, 246 nt
Organism: Lactuca virosa
Lineage: Eukaryota; Viridiplantae; Streptophyta; Magnoliopsida; Asterales; Asteraceae
Source: the annotation of a GenBank genome assembly
AUGAUCUCUAACCUAGCUGGUAGUGAUGUAUUGGGUUUUAUAACCCAUAGUGGGGUGAGAACCACUCGGGGAAACAGAAAAGACGUUGACAACAAACCUAAUUUUUACCCCCAUAAUAUCCAACACUUAUUACCUGCAUCUCCUUCUCAAGAUCUCUGUAUAAUCAUUAAUCACCAUACCUAUUCUGUCGGUGUCCCAACUCCGCUUCCCAUCUGCGCAUCACCACCAAAUACCAUAUCCAGGUAA